Molecule: messenger RNA, 267 nt
Organism: Encephalitozoon intestinalis ATCC 50506
Lineage: Eukaryota; Fungi; Microsporidia; Unikaryonidae
Exons: 1
Coding region: 1-267 (88 amino acids)
Source: RefSeq, a predicted model, not a curated record
AUGACCGAGCCGAGGGUUGAAGAUGUGUAUCGCCCGUCUUUCCGCAAAUGCAUUCUGAGGACCAUGGGAGCAUGCUUUAUAUCCGGCUAUCUUGUGGGCUCUUCUUUUCGAUUGGCUGCCGGAAGUAGAUGCGACUACGGCCAAUACCUUGCAAACAAGCUUUGUGCUGCUGGGGUGUGUUUCCAACUUGGAAGAAGACUGACUGCCGAGGUGGUAGGAGGGGUAAAAAAGAAUUUUAUUUCGUGGCGGCUUUCUCCCUGGAAAUGA